CGCACAAUAGAAGAAGAGGGCCUUGUAGCCUGAGAGGAGAGGCUAAUGCACGUCGACUUUAAUACAUUACGAGUUAGCAACUCGAACCGUCGCUACGGCUAUGUUUGACCGAGUCCGAGGAACUUUCCCCGACUAUGACCUCACUCUCGCAUGGUUGUCGUCCCUGAAGUGAAAAACAGAAGCGCGACAGAGCUGUCUCGGCGACUGGGGGGCAUGGCGGCGGGCCAGGAGGAACGAGUCCACCGGACUUCUCGCCAUUUUUCGCACGCGAGAACGUCGCUAUGCCUCGGACUCUUCAGGAUAUUAUUUAUUGCUUUUAUCCACACGGCGCGGGCCAAUAAAGAAGCAUUCAUUCAGUGUGACACAAUAUUAGAAGUUCUACAAUUCGGCAAUGGAGGGAGUAUACCGACAGAGUCCGACAUCAAUUUUGGAUUUUGUCGACAAAGCUCAGCGCCACACCAAGGAAACUGCCGACCCUUACGCUUUGAACCUCCAAUGUUGGACUUCAAUAAGCAGCCUGUGGGGAUGCCAAAAAUGGAAAAAGUGUAUUUACACAAUCCUAGCUCAGAAGAAAUUAGUAUGAUAUCAAUAUCAGCGACGACGGCGCAUUUUCACGCCUCCUUUUUCCAGAACAGGGUGAUUCCGCCUGGUGGGAACACAUCAUUCGAUGUCGUGUUCCUCGCGCGAGUCGUCGGCAAUGUAGAGAACACUUUAUUUAUUAAUACGUCAAAUCAUGGAGUGUUUACAUACCAGGUUUUUGGGGUAGGGAUCCCAAACCCUUACAGACUACGUCCCUUCGUGGGAGCUCGAGUCCCAGUGAACAGCAGCUUCUCACCACUAAUAAACAUCCAUAACCCCUACAGUGAACCACUGCAGGUCGUCGAGAUGUAUUCCAGUGGAGGGGAUCUACAUUUAGAGCUCCCCACGGGUCAGCAGGGAGGUUCUGGGAAAUUAUGGGAGAUCCCACCUUUCGAGACAAAGGGCGUGAUGAGAGCUAGCUUUUCGUCCAGAGACGUGGACAACCACACAGCUUUCAUCCGAAUCAAAACAAACGCGCCCAACGAUGACAAGUUCAUCAUCCUACCGGUCGAGGUGGAGGUCACGUCAGCGCCUGGUAUUUACGCCUCCACCGAAAUGCUUGACUUCGGCACACUCCGCUCGCAAGAUCGGCCGAAAAUGUUGGCUCUGUAUCUUCUAAAUUCGGGGACAAAAGACGUUCCCAUUACGAGCGUCCGUACAACACCGUCCAACGAGGCCGUCACGAUAGACUUCAAAGCCAUCACGCUAAGAGCAGGAGAGAGCAGAUACACAAAAGUAGCAAUUAUUAGCUUUGACGCCUCCAAGGCUAGGAAACAAUAUCAGUUCUUUGGUAAAAUCACAGUCAAAGCGAAGGAAAAGAGCUACUCCAAGCUCGAAAUCCCUUACCAGGCAGAUGUUUUAGAGGGGUACUUGGGAUUUGACCACACAUCAACAUUAUUUCACAUACGGGACAGCCCGGUGGAUCCUAUGGACCGGCCCGUAUCCCUCACAAAUGCCUUCAGCUUUGAUAUCCGGAUACAUAACGUGUCCUUGCCAGAAGAGGCCAAAACUAUGUUCAAUGUACAAAACUUCAGCGCCCCUGUCCUGAUUCCGGCACACGAGUCGCGCUACAUCUUCUCACUCCUAUUCCAGCCAGUGCGGCCGUCUAUCCACAUCGACAGCAACAUUUUGCUCAUUACCAACGCGUCAAAGUUUCACCUGCCCAUCAGGGCUUACACAGGCUUCCUCGAAACUCACGUGCUACCACCCAGCCUGAAAAAGAACAUGCUGGACUUUGGCAUCCGCAGUUCUACAGACAUCAACAGCAUCGUUUUCUUGGUGGUGAACAGUAACCCCAUAGAGCUAGAGGUACGGUCCUGGCAGGUGACUGGUGACAGCCUCUCUAUGGAGCUGCUAGGAGUCGAGUGGGGAAACGCAACAACUGCCUCCAGUCGCCUGCGAGAACUGCAAAACACUUCGGCUUCCAGUCACAAAUCUGUGAUUAUAGCAUCCGGCUUUUACGCAGCUUUCCGUGUAACACUGGUGGCCAAAGCCCUGGAGGGUACAUACGAUGGAGCCAUACACAUUACCACAGACUACGAGAUUUUAACCAUCCCGGUAAACGCGCAUAUCGCUGUGGGCACAUUAAACAGCGCCCCCAAUCACAUCUUCCUGCCUCCUUCAUUCCCAGGGAAAGUUGUGCAUCAAGUAUUAAGCAUAAGGAGCUCAUUCAAGCAAAAAGUGAGGCUGGAGCAGAUCCGCUCGCUGACUGAAGACAUCCGCUUCUACUACAAGCGCCUACGAAACAAUAAAGAUGAAUUGGAGCCUAGGCGCAAAUCAAAGGUCGCAAAUAUUUAUUUUGAUGCCAAAUUGCAAUGUGAAGAUCACUGCUACGUGGGGCUGCCUUUCAUACUAAAAACUGAGUCAAGGCCUCAUGGCGUGGUGCUACACGAGGACAUCUGGGACGCCGAUGUAGAUCUCCACAUGAAACUUCUCAAGCGAUGGCAGGAAUUGAAAGCACGCUCAGGCCACUUGAUUGAAACCAUAUUCGAAGUGGGUACAGAUCUCCAGAAGAACGUGCAGACUAAAGUUUCAGCUGAGCUAACAUGGCCCACUCUGGUCAAUUCCACGCAGCGCAUCACGUUCCCAUUGACCAACACAAACAGCUCCUCUGAAGAAGAGGUAACGCUAAAGAAUCCUGCCGAUGUUCCAGUCUACGUCCAGGUUCUUCCUCUGGCGCUGCUCCCCAACCCUUCGGUGUUCUCUGGAAAGUUGGCAGACAGGUGGAAAGCAGCAAAUCUGUCCAACAUCAAUAUUGACACAAACACCCUUGAGUUUCAAGUGCAAAGAAACCAGACAACACCAGAAAAGAGCGGCAUAGGGUUUGUGGAGGGAUCGAGCCGAUCCUCUGUAUAUAACCUGAUCCUGAAGCCUGGGGAGGUGAAGUCGUUCAACGUGAGCUUCACGCCCAUCCGCAACCACAGCGUCUCCUCGAUGCUAAUAGUGAGGAACAAUUUGACCGUGAUAGACUCCAUCCUCCUACACGGCCACGGCGCCAUAGAGAACUUGAAAGUUGCUGGGAAGAGUCCGGGCCACGGUACCUUUCUGAGGUUCAAGAUGACAGAAACAAUGCUGAGAGAAUGCGUUGAUGAAAAAAGACCCAACAAAGAAUUCACCUUCACGCUGAAACGAAUGUUCCGGGUAGAGAACACGGGCCUGCUCCCUAUCACCAUCCGCUCAGCGGAGAUCAACGGUCAACAAUGCGAAGGAUUUGGAUUCAAAAUAGUCAACUGUGAAGAGUUUGUACUCCAACCUAAUGCGUCGAAAGACCUCAUCAUACUGUUUACACCAGACUUCACAACAUCUCGAGUGAUUCGUGAACUCAAGCUGGUGACGUGUAGUGGCUCUGAGUUUGUCUACGUUAUGAAUGCCUCGCUGCCCUACCACAUGCUGGCGGCAUGCUCAGAAACACUUCCCCGUCCCCCUUGGGAAAUGCACAUCUGCUUCAUUGUGUCUCUCAUCAUGAGUUUUUUGUUUCUUUUGGUGAUCGGCAUAGCCUUCGUUGAGGCCCACAACAUCUGGGAGCCCUUCAAGCGCCGUGUGUCCGUCGAGCCCAACUGCACCAUGGAGACUGGGAGGCCAUUUAAUCUCAGGGACAUUGUGCAACUGCACAGUGAUUCAAAUGACUCAUCCCAGAAUUCCAGGGGCUCAUACACGUCCAGCAACGGAUCAGCGCGCAAUCGCCAAGCUAACAGCAGGGCUCUGUCCGACUCCGACGUCCAUGAAAAGCGCUCAAAAAGCGGCCUCGGACGCCAAUCUACAUCAAUGCAGGCCAAAGGAGGAGGCGGAAUCUCGUGCCAGGAAGCCGCCACCGCUCACUCAGACUGCCAGCUGAUCAACCGAAAAGCUCGCGGCGCCAAAACGGACCCCAAUAGUCACAGUUUAGGAUCAUCGUCGUCAACGUCGCAAAAAGGAGGCACUGAUGAUAGUGAAUACGCCAGCCUGAUCAACACCAUGGACACUGACCGCCACCGUCCAGAGUCACAUGUAGAAACACAACAGGAACAGAACUCACAAAAUAAAGGGAAGUCACGAGGCAAAACAAAAGCGCAGAAGAAGAAAGAAGAGAAGUUCAAAAACUCCACAGCUCAGACGCCUGCCGACGAGCUGAAAGACAACUUGGCCGACAACGACGACAGCUCCUCCUCCACCACAGAAACAUCCAAUCCAGACGUUGAGACUAUAGUCAAAGAGGAACCAGUGAAAAAGAAAGGAAAGACAGGAACUCUGCCAAAAGAAGAAACACACUCAACUUGUUUUAUGAAAGCCCUACCAAAAGAAGAAACAAAUUCAAAUUCCUAUUGUUUUAUGAAAGCCCUGCCAAAAGAAGAAGAAAAAGAAUCAAAUUCAAAUUGUUUUAUUAAAGCUAAAUCCAAGAAACAUGGAGCUGCAAAGAAGGAGGUCCAAGUUGAAAAAGCCAGUUCCCUGGAGAGUUCCCUGGAUUCUCAGUACCUGGAGCUCACGGAGAACAAACAGCGCAAGAGCUGCAUGUCCAAACCGACCCAUCACCUCUCCAGCCCCCCGAGGAUAAAACCAUCACCCAAUCCCAAAUUGGAAGGGAAACUGGAAGAAGGUAAAUCCUCUCUGCUGGGCAAAUUACUAUCCAGCAGUUCCAUGCAGGAGCUCGGUCACAGCAGCAGUUCAGAGGGCGAGAAGGAGUUCGCCUUGCCCGAGUGGGACAUUCCCAUUUCCAAAAACAGUGUCCAAGCAGACAGUCUCCAACAGAUCUCCCUUCAAACAUUAAACGCAGACCCCUUCCUAAAGCGACCAUCCACAGCUUACUCCCCACCUCCCGCCUCCCCCAGUCUACUGUCCCGCGGAAGCUACAGCAGCGUCCUCAACAGCAAUAACGAGGUGAACCCGAAUAAAGCUCCAGGAAGCAAAAUGUGUUCUACCACGCCGCUACCUGGUAAAAACGGAAACCCCACCUUUGCUGCUGUGGCUGCUGGGUAUGACAAAAGUCCAGGUGGUUCUGGACCAGGCAGGUCUGAGGGUCAAUCAAGGAGUCUGGCACACAUGACGUCAGUAGAGAGUGACAGCUCGGACAGCUCAGGCUUGUGGAGUCCCAUGGACCUGGUGAGCAGUCCGAGCUUCCACUCGGCUAACUCCUUCUCCGCUUUUGGGCCCAGCAACUCCUUCAACCUGACAGAAGUGUUCAGCGAAAUAAGCAUCCAGAAGCCAUCUGAGCCAGAGUCGAACUGGCCCGACUUCAACACGGUGCCAUCAUCCAUCUGGGACAUCCCCAGCACGGACCCCCUGCACUCCUGGCCCACCAGUUCCAGCUCGCCCACCGCGCCCACCUCAUCACUCCUUGGAAGCAGCCACAACCCGUGGUCGCCCGGCUCUACCUUCGGCAACUCCAUUUGGUCGGCGAGCACAGAGUCAUCGCUGCGUCCCUACUCUCCCGCCGCCAAUUCUCACAUGCUGACGGAAAACCUGGUGUGCAGUCCGGUGCCCUUGCAGCCCUCCCCGGCCGACGUGGGCCGCACGUACAACCCCUGGAGCAUGUGGCGGCCCACGCUCAGCCGGCGGAGCUCGGAACCGUGGCCGAGUACCUCGGAGGAAGCCGGUUCAAAUGGCACUUAAGCCGACCACCCCAUUCGUUCAAGUGUGCGGGGGAAGGAUUUCCAUCACUCGCCAUCAGAUUUUGUUUCUUUUUCCGGGCGCUUUUUAUUCACGGUGGGGCCGACACUUUUAGUUUUUUUAACAGAGGUGCACCCCCUUGGCCCCUCCAAAAUGAACGUUAUGGCUGGUAAGGCUGGAAGUCUGGUUCGCCAUGCAGAAUCUCAGUUCAGUAUUAAAAAGUUCAACGUAUUUCAUUGUUUUAUUACCACGAUUGGUAAAAUAGAAUUCGGCCAAUCGCCCAGAAGCUCUGAUUGGAAGGUAAACUUGACUCCCAUCGGACGUUAAAAAAAAAAAAGGCUCCCCGUUUUAAAAGUUCAAAAUAAGUACUUAAGUUUGACGUUUGUCGUACCAGGCCUCCAUUUGUCAGAAAAUUACAAUAAAGAAUUUCAGCACAGCA
Corythoichthys intestinalis (scribbled pipefish) is the source of this 6100-nucleotide messenger RNA. RefSeq names its product transmembrane protein 131 (gene tmem131). NCBI's taxonomy places the organism in Eukaryota, Metazoa, Chordata, Actinopteri, Syngnathiformes, Syngnathidae. Bases 151 to 5664 code for a protein of 1837 amino acids. The record is from RefSeq and is a predicted model, not a curated record. Gene Ontology annotation, cellular component: membrane. The transcript is spliced from 41 exons.